Cordyceps fumosorosea ARSEF 2679 is the source of this 1752-nucleotide messenger RNA. Its product is annotated as Transcription factor. The transcript has 3 exons. Gene Ontology annotation, biological process: regulation of DNA-templated transcription; DNA-templated transcription. The record is from RefSeq and is a predicted model, not a curated record. Gene Ontology annotation, molecular function: DNA binding; zinc ion binding; DNA-binding transcription factor activity, RNA polymerase II-specific. Bases 1 to 1752 code for a protein of 583 amino acids. NCBI's taxonomy places the organism in Eukaryota, Fungi, Ascomycota, Sordariomycetes, Hypocreales, Cordycipitaceae.
AUGCCGCCCAAUACACAUCCCGUCUGCGACAGCUGCCGACUCCGCAAGACGCGGUGCGACCGUGCGUUGCCCUGCAGCACCUGCCUCGCCUGUGAUUUACCAUGUCGCUAUCGACACAGCCUACAGAGACGAGGACCGAAGGGCGGCAAGGGCCGAAGGCUGGCUAUCAUCAAAAGGGCCCAGGCUGAGGAGGAUGCCACCGGUCAGGCGGCCUGUUAUAUCCAGCGCGCCGUUCCGGUCAUCAGCGACGGCGUGUCCCCGCACCGUCUCCAGGUUCCCGAUGCCGGCUCGCUGUCACCGUCGCCGUUCCAGGAACAGGGUGGAAGCAGCGGAGCCUGUUCCGUUCUUGUAGCCCAUGUGAGAAUGUUCAUGGCAAACUUGUUCCCCGUCAUGCCCGUGGUGGAUGCGACGAGUCUCGAGGAGGAUUGCGCCGUGGCCCAUCUGCUGCCGCCGCCGCGGUACACUCUCCUGCUCGCCUUGGCGGCAGUCACGCGCAUCCAGCUACGCCUAGAUCAUCCCGAGGAGCAUGGCGCCCAGGGAGGAACAAGGCUGCAUGAAGAUGGCUCCGUUGACGAUUGCACAACCGGGCCUCGUUUUCUCGAGGCGGCCGAGACUGCUCGCCAAAAGGUCAAUGUGGCGGACACAAUGUCGGAGGACGCCAUAUUGACAUCGUUUUUCUUAUUUGUCUGCUACGGAAAUCAGGAGAAUCACAAGAAAGCAUGGUUCUACCUGAACCAGAGCGUGUCCAUGGCUCUUCUGCUUGAUCUGGACAACGAAACAGCCGAGUCGGUUGCCGGCUUGACCGACAAAGACAUUGAUAGACGCCGACGAAUAUUUUGGUUGCUUUUCAUAUCGGAAAGGACAUACGCGCUACAGCGUAGGAUGCCAGUUCUGCUACGGCGAACAGUGCCAAAGCCUCAAAUCUUCGACUCUGACUACCCCAUCAUCAUGAACGACUUUGUCAACCACAUCAACGUAUUCGAGUCACUGCCCUUAGAGCUGUACGAGUGGCAGCCUGAGCCAUCGGACAGCAGCAACCUCUCAUACAUCGGGCAACGGGUCAUCCAGGCGCUCUGCACCGUGCAGCCGCAGAACUCGGUGCUGGAGAGCCAGCAGCUUGACACGCUGAUUACUCAAAAUUGGUUGCGAGUGGUGAUGUGGCGGCUGAUGUGCGGAAUUGCCGGAAAGUCCUGUCAUGGGUCCGUGGCAUUGCCUGAUCUGCGCCUGCCUUUCGAUGCUGGUAGCUCCAUCUUGCUGUCGCUCACGUCUUCGAGCACCGCGUCGAAGAACAGGCACGGAAUUUCGCUGGAGCAAAAGCUGUUCGAUAUCGGAACAAGCCUCGUCGACGUGAGCCCCUCAGCGACCGCCAGCGCAAUGAUCCUGGGGCCGCAGGACUUGUUCGCUGCCAUCGUGAACACGCUUCGCUGCAUCCGAGGCCGCGAGUCUCAUCUGCUACCGAAGCUGCUUCAGCAUUCUCAAGAAAAGCUCGGCGCAGCAAGGCUUGGGUGGAGCAUGGACGUGCAGGUAUCGACGCCUCCAUUCUCUACGGCCCUGCACUCGGCGCGGUUUGAGGAGCUUCCCUCUCCGGGCGCAUUCGAUGGCGUUGACUUCCACCAUGUCGAUUCUUUACAAGAUAUUUGGGACGAAAGCCAUGAUGCGCUGAGUCUAAACAUGAUUGCCUGUGAUGAGGGACAAGGCCAUGCUCAGGUCUAUGCCAGGGAUCCAGGGUCGCAACUGUCAGGAUACAACUAG